AUGGCUGCACCCAACGUGUCACUAGCCUGGCGGGAUUUCUACUUUCUCCCUGAACCAAGGUCAGGACAGGCCCUGCUGCUUUUUACCCAGCCGGCUUACAAUGCUUCUGUCUUUGAAAACUCUGCUGCCAGAACGUAUAUGUGGAGUGCUGUUAAGAUGGGUAUUGUACUGAACCCCCCGCAAUCCUUGGAUAUCAAAUAUACCAUCCAGUCCGGGGACAGUGAAGGCAUCUUUCAGGCUGAGGAUGUUACACUAGGAGACUUUUGUUUUCUUCGAAUACGCACUAAUGGUGGAAGUGGUGCUAUUUUGAACCGAGAAGUUCAAGACAAUUACACCCUGACUGUAAAAGCAUCUGCCCAAGGAGGUCUAGAGGCCUUAACCACUGUUUAUAUCAAGGUUUUGGACACUAAUGACCUACGCCCGCUCUUUUCCCCCACCUCCUACUCAUUUGUUGUGGCAGAGUCUGCACCCUUAGGCACCAGCAUUGGCCGAGUUACAGCCACAGAUGCGGAUGUUGGCUCGAAUGGAGAAUUUUACUAUUUCUUCAAAACAAGAGUGGAACUUUUUGCUGUUCAUCCAACUAGUGGAGUCAUCACUCUCACAAGACGGCCUAGAAUAGACAAGCAGGAUCGCUAUGAAAUUGAGGUGCAAGUGAUUGACAGGGGGAUGAAGUUGUAUGGCAGUAGUGGAAUUAGCAGCACUGCUAAACUAACACUAAAUGUACAGCGUGUGAAUGAGUUUGCUCCUUUCCUCAAUGCUGUUACAGUUGAGCCUUCAUGGGACGACAUGGAUCCUGUCUAUGCUGUUAUAACUGUGGACGACAAAGAUGAAGGGGUUUCUGGGGAUAUAGAAUGGGUGUCUAUCACUGAUGGAGACCCUUUUGAACAGUUCAUAGUCCAACGCUCCUCAGCUGGGAAUGAGUACAAAAUCAAAGCUUUAGACUUGAUUGACUGGGACAAAUUUCCCUUUGGUCUCAACUUGACAGUCCAAGCUAAAGACAGGGGUGUUCCUCCCAAGUUUUCUGAAAAUCUAAUUGUUCAAUUGUUGGUUACAAAGCCACUUCCAGUAACAGUAAAUUUUGAACGAGAUGUUUAUGUAGUCAAACUGAGUGAAAUCGCUCCCCCAAGCACUUUUGUGGAGGUGGUGAAAAUCUCCCCAGCUCCUUCGAGUGUCAAUUACAGCUUCACCAGGCUUUCAGAUCCAAUGUUCUUUGAUAUAAACCCUUUGACUGGAGUUAUUAUGACCACAAGGCAACUGACAGGCAUAUCACAGGAUUUCAUGGAGAUGGAGGUAGCUGAUAUUGUCAGCCAGCAACGUGCACGAGUCAGAGUAAUCAUAGAGGAUGCAAAUGAUAACAGCCCAGUCUUCGGCAGUCGGCAUGAUGUCGCUGUGAAUGAGAGUACACCUGUGGGCACAGUGGUUAUUGCAGUAUCAGCCACAGAUUUUGAUAAAGGAGAGAAUGGAUACAUUACCCACACAAUCAGUAAUGAUCUGGACUUGCCAUUCAGCAUAGACCAGAGCACAGGGGAGGUUAGAGUCACUAAGGAGUUGGAUUUUGAAUCUGCAGAAGAUUUCUAUACUUUUGCAGUGCGGGGGUCAGACUGGGGAACUCCAUACAGAAGAGAAAGCGAAGUCAAUGUUACAAUCCGUUUGGUGAACAUAAAUGACAACCCUCCUGUAUUUGAGAAAGUGUCUUGUAGAGGCAUGAUAAGUCGAGAAUUCCCUGUCAACCAAACUAUCGUCACCAUGUCUGCUGUGGACAUGGAUGAGCUGGGAUUGGUGAGGUACCAAAUAAUGUCUGGUAAUGAGUUAGACUAUUUUACUCUACACCCUGUUUCUGGCGCUCUGUCAUUGAAAAGACCAUUAGCCAUACUUAAUAUAAAAAAUGGCAUAUUCAACCUGAAAAUAGUCGCAACAGAUGGUGAAUUGAUAUCAGAGCCUACAUUUGUCAACGUGUCUGUGGUGAGGGGUAGAAUGCCACCUGGGGGCUUUAAUUGCAGGGAGACCAGGGUGGCCCAGAUGUUAGCUGAGAAAAUGCUCUCCAAAGCCUCAGCUAUGGCAAAGCCAAGUUAUUCUGAAAGGUACACAGCCGACCUUUACUCCACAAACACGCAAGCACCACAGUUUGAAGCCUUACCAACAAGUAUUUUAGUACGCGAGGACCUACCUGUUGGUGCUAGUGUAUUUCAAGUGAGAGCACGCGAUAGUGAUACAGGCUUCAAUGGACUUGUGCUCUUUUCAAUAUCUGACGGGAAUAAAGAAAACUGUUUUAAAAUUGAUAUGGAGAGCGGACUUAUAAGUGUGCUACUGCCACUUGACCGUGAAAGGACAGACCGUUACUUCCUCAACAUUACCAUCUACGACCAGGGUGAUCCACAAAUGUCAAGCUGGCGCUUACUGACAGUGAUCAUAGAGGAUGCGAAUGACAAUGACCCCAUGUUCUUACAAGACACUUACUCUGCCAUUGUUGAAAAUGCAGUUAUUGGAUCUGAAGUCAUCAUUAUCAUGGCGUUUGACAGAGACAUGGGUCAAAAUGGACAGCUGGCUUACAUUAUGCUGACUAGUGUCCCUCAGUUUGGAAUAGACAGCGAAACUGGGAGUGUGUUUGUAGCCAGUAACUUGGACAGAGAGAGCUCCCCCAUAUUCCUGCUGAAAAUUGAAGUGCGGGACAAGGCAGAACGAGGCACCCGAAGGUCAUCUGUGACUACAUUAAGUAUUAUAGUGGAGGAUGUUAAUGAUUGCGCCCCGACUUUUAUACCCAGAAGUUUUAGUGCCAAAGUGCUGGAGGAUCUUCCGCCCGGAGCUGUCAUUAGCUGGGUCCAAGCCCAAGACCCAGAUGUAGGACCUGGUGGGCAAGUCUGGUACUCUCUGAUUAACGACUUUGGUGGCACUUUUGAGAUCGAUCCUGUAAGUGGAGCUUUGAGGAUAAGGAUGGAGCUGGAUUUUGAAAAACAGCAGUUUUACAACUUGAGUGUUUUGGCUGAAGAUCGGGGAGCACCCAGUCUGAGUGCACAGACAUUUGUGGAGGUGGAGGUGGUGGACGUGAAUGAGAAUCUGUAUGCACCUUAUUUCCCUGAGUUUGCUGUGAGGGGCUUGGUAAAGGAGAACAGUCGCGUGGGCACCAGUGUCCUGACAGUCAGUGCUCAGGACGAAGACCGCGGACGAGAUGGGCAGCUGAGGUACUCUAUCAGAGGAGGCAGCGGGCUCGGCACUUUCACCAUUGACGAAGACACAGGGGUGAUUUACACAGCUGCUAUCCUGGACUCUGAGAGCAAAGACUCCUAUUGGCUUACAGUGGAUGCCACAGACAGGGGGGUCACACCUCUGUCUGCCUCCAUCGAAGUCUAUAUUCAGGUUGAAGAUGUUAAUGACAAUGCCCCACUGACGUCAGACCCCAUCUACCAUCCCGUCAUCAUGGAGAACUCCCCCAAAGACGUGUCUGUGAUUCGCAUCCAGGCCCAGGACCCUGACCUCACAGCGAUGCCCAACCGCCUCACCUAUCGCAUCAGCGCCGGCAACCCUCAGAACUUCUUCACUAUUAACCCCAAAACAGGUCUGAUUACCACAACAGCGAGGAAACUGGAUCGGGAACAACAAGCGGAGCACUUUUUAGAGGUUACAAUCAUAGAUGGUCCAGUGGCGACUCGACAGUCCACAGUCUGGGCCAUAGUCCACAUUGAAGAUGAGAAUGACAACCCACCCACCUUCCCGGAGCUCAUGUACCGUAUCCGUCUGCCUGAACGAGAUAGAAACAAACGUGGAGAGCCAGUCUACCGCGUCUUUGCUUACGACCGAGAUCUUGGGGCCAACGGAAACAUCACCUACUCUAUUGUAGCUGGAAAUGAGGAUGACAAGUUCACCAUUGACCCCCGGACUGCCACGGUAUCAUCCAAGAAGAUGAUGUUAGCAGGCAGCUUUGACAUCCUUACGAUCAAAGCUGAAGAUAGUGGUGAUCCUCCUCUUUGGUCCACUGUCAAACUUUAUGUUGAAUGGAUUCGUAAACCAGUUCCCUCCCCUUCACCCCUGCUGUUCACCCAGAGGUACUACAACUUCUCUGUUCUGGAGACAGCAGCUGUUGCUCAGCCAGUGGGUGUGGUUGCCGUCAGCCAAUCAAACAUGCCAGUCUGGUUCAACAUUGUAGGAGGACGCCUUGCCAGAGAAAUGUUCUACAUCCCACAAAAUGCAUGUGGAAGGAACUGCUCACUUGAUACAGGGAGCUUUGACAUGCAGUUUGACCUCCAAGUGGGGGUGGGGACAUUGGUGGUGGCCAGACCUCUGGAUGCAGAGAUGCAAUCGGUGUACAACAUGACUAUCCAGGUGACAGAUGGUAGCAGCCUCGCCACGGCACAGGUUUUCAUCCGGAUUUUGGAUAGCAAUGACAACCCUCCAGUAUUCUCUCAGUCUGCGUACGAUGUGAGUGUGUCUGAGGAUAUUCCAGUGGACACAGAGCUUCUGCGUGUGCGAGCGACAGACGUGGAUGAGCGUGCACGUUUGAGCUUCUCCAUCUACGGCUCAGUGGAUCCUGCCAGUAUGAGGCUGUUCAGAGUCAACCCUGGGACCGGGGUGGUCUACACUGCAGACAGGCUGGACUAUGAGGCGCGGACACAGCACAUUCUCACUGUUAUGGUCAAGGAUCAGGAGUUUCCAUUUAACCGUGACCUGGCACGGAUCCUGGUUGCUGUGGAGGACUCCAACGAUAAUAUCCCAUACUUUACCAGCACUGUGUAUGACGCCACUGCCUACGAGUCUUUCUCUAUAGGCACCUCUGUCUUGCAAGUCACAGCUUUAGACAAAGACAAUGGGAUUAAUGGACAACUUGCAUACAGCAUAGAAGCAGGUAACACAGGUGGUGUGUUCAGCAUAGAUAAUAGCACAGGCCUAAUAUUCACUGCCCGGGAGUUGGACCUUACCUGCGUUGGCUUCUACACCCUCACUGUGCGGGUCACUGACAGUGGAUUUCCUCCUCUAAUGGCAACAGCCACAGUCCGCAUCGCUCUGACCCUCUCCGAAUUUUCCACACCCAAGUUCACACAAAGGGAGUACCAAGCUGAGAUCAUGGAGAACAGCACCAUUGGAACUCAUGUGACCACUGUGAGUGCCAUAAGCCGCUCUUCUCUUAUUUAUGACCUUGGCCGAGGCAAUGAAGAUAACUGCUUUGACAUCAACCAUCACACCGGUGUAAUCAUGACUCGCAAACUGCUUGACUUUGAGCAAACAGCCUCUUACGUUCUAGUGGUGAAUGCUUUGAGUAUGUCUGGAGUAGAAGCCAGCUCUUCUGUCCUUAUCCAGGUUGGAGAUGUCAAUGACAGCCCCCCCGUAUUUCAAAAACUCAGGUAUGUUGGUGUAAUCAGUGAAGCAGCUCCAGUCAACAGUGUUGUUCUGGGAGAGGAUGGUACACCUUUAGUCAUCCAGGCGACUGACAAGGAUCGUAAUCACAACUCCUUGUUAGUGUUCCAGAUUAUAGAUGAGACCGCACGCAUGUUUUUCAGUGUGGACUCUGGGACUGGCUCGAUCCGGACAAUUGCUUAUUUGGAUUAUGAGACCUUUUCUGAUUUUAUGUUUCGAGUUCACGUCCGAGACAGCGGCCACCCUCCUCGUACCGCCGACAGCCCUGCCGAAGUGAUUAUAAAAGUGAUCAACAUCAACGAUUCCCCUCCAAAAUUCGCUCAAGACACUUAUGAGGCUGUCCUCCUUUUGCCAACUUACUUGGGUGUUGAAGUUUUACGGGUUGAGGCGUUUGACCCUGAUUUGACCUCUGAACCCGACAGCUCUAUGACAUCGCAGCUAAUCUACUCUCUGGUGGAUGCCGAAUAUUUCUACAUUGAACGCUACACUGGCAUUGUGACCGUUGUAAAUCCAAACCUCAAUAAAGAGCGCUACCGUUUCAAUGUAAAGGUUUGGGAUGGCCGUUUUUCCAGCAUGACGUUAGUGACAGUGCUGGUUCGUGAAGCUCUGGACAGUGGUCUUCUCUUUGCGUUACCAGUCUACUCAGCCUCUGUCCGCGAGAACACAGCUAACAUUACCAUGCUAACUGUGGUAAAUACUGUCGGCCAUCGCCUUAAUGAGCCCCUGAAGUACUCGCUACUGAAUCCUAGUGGGCGAUUUGAGAUCCGUCCCACCUGUGGAGUACUGUUGACCACGGGGAAGCCUUUUGACAGGGAGGAGACUCCAACAUACACACUGGUGGUGGAAGUGCGAAGAGAGGAGGAGGUACUGAGGGUGGCCAGAGUCACCGUGCAAGUACAAGUAGAGGAUAUGAAUGACAACACCCCUUUAUUUAUGAACCUCCCAUACUAUGCUACUGUCCAAGUGGAGGCCGAACCCGGAUCUGCCAUCUUCACUGUGUCUGCCUCAGAUUUAGACAGUGGAGUCAAUGGAGACAUUAUCUACAGCCUCAAGGAGCAACACAGAAACUUCCAGGUGAAUCCAGUUACAGGAGAGCUUACUCUACUGCAAGCUUUUGAAUCGGAUCUCUCUAAUGCAGAGUAUAUACUAACCAUUGUGGCCACUGACAGAGGAUUCCCCAGUUUGUCCAGUGAGGUUGAGGUCCCUGUCAAUGUAGUGAACAAGGCAAUGCCAGUUUUCGACAAGUCCUUUUAUGGAGUCACUGUCCGAGAAGAUGUUUCUAUCUCCACCUCUAUCCUGCGCAUCAACGCCACCUCUCCUGAGGGCCAAAGUGUCAUCUUCACUAUCACAGACGGGGACCCUUCACUGCAGUUCGACAUUGGUUUUGAUACUGGAGUUAUCUCUGUUAUCUACCCGUUAGACUAUGAGACCACCCAGUAUUACAGACUGACAGUGAAGGCGACAGACACACUCACUGGUGCCAAGUCUGAUGUGGAUGUAGACAUCGUCGUGCUGGAUGUGAACGACAAUCCGCCGUUGUUCCAGAAUAAUUCCUACUCUGCCGUCCUGUCGGAAAAUGUCAUGAUUGGGACAACAGUUUUACAGGUGUUCACGCUGGAUCAAGACACAGAGAAGAAUGCCUUAGUGAGUUACCAAAUCCUAUCAGAUAUUUACAACAGUUCAGACUACUUCCAGAUUGACAGCAGCAGUGGCCUUGUAUACACUGCCCGUCUCCUUGACUACGAACUCCUCCAAAGAUACAACUUUAUUGUCCGGGCGACAGACAGUGGAGAUCCGCCCCUCAGCAGUGACGUCAGCAUCACAGUGACUAUAACAGACACCAACGACAACCCUCCCAACUUCAGCCAAACUCUUUACGAAGCUUUUGUGAGUGAGCUGGCACCCAGGGGACACUUUGUGACCUGUGUCCAGGCCUCAGACGCAGACAUUUGUGAUGCAGAUAAGCUCAGGUACAGUAUCCUCUCUGGAAAUGAGCGCAUGACUUUUAUGAUGAAGUCAGAUACAGGAGUGCUUACUCUGUCUAACAAGAGGAGACAAGGCAUGAAACUGUCCUAUCAGCUCAAUGUUUCUGUGUCAGAUGGAGUCUUCACUAACACAGCUCAGGUUAUCAUCCGUGUUUUGGGAGCUAACUUAUACAGCCCUGUUUUUAGCCAGCGGUUCUAUCUGGCCGAGGUCAGUGAAAAUGCUCCUCCAGGGUCAAGGGUCAUUCAGGUCCUAGCAACUGAUGAGGACUCAGGAUUAUAUGGUCAGAUCACAUACUCCUUUGUCAAUGACCUGGGAAAAAGUCAGUUCACUAUUGAUGCAGAUGGAGUUAUAUCGUCCAAUCAGAAGCUGGACAGAGAAAACCCUCUGAAUAAAGAUAUGGUGCUGACUGUGAUGGCCCUUGAUGGAGGAGGCCGUGCCUCUUUCUGCACAGUCAGGGUGGUCCUUGCUGAUGAGAAUGACAAUGCCCCCCAGUUCAGGGCAGUGGAGUACAGAAUGAGCAUCAAAGCUAACGUGGCUAAAGGAUCACUGGUCACUCAGAUCCAGGCCACAGACCCAGACACUGGCUCUAAUGGGAGAAUCACCUACUCCCUGUACAGCGAGGCGCGACUCUCACUGGUCGAUGUGCUGGAGGUGGAGGCGGACAGUGGAUGGAUGAUGACCAAGAGCACUGUGGACCAUCUCCAAGGGACCGUCUUGUCUUUUUUUGUCAAAGCUACAGAUGGUGGCUCUCCCCCAAAACACUCUCUGGUCUCUGCCUUCAUUCACGUGGUCCCACCGGAUGCUUUUGUUCCCUCCUUCAGCCAACCACAGUACUCCUUCACCAUCCCAGAGGACACAGCAGUUGGGACAGCAUUGGGCUCUGUGUACAUGGGUGCAGGACAGACUGGGUUCUUCACUGCUAUAGCUGGGGAGACAAAGGAUAGUAACAAGGAAGGGACAUUUUUAGUGGAGAAGGAGACUGGAUUGAUUCGGUUGGUUGUGCCUCUUGAUUACGAAGAGGUUAACAAUUUUAGAUUCAAGGUUUCCGCGACGACCAGAAGAGACCUGAUAGAGGCUGUGUCUACUGUCGAUGUGGAAGUGAAGAUCCUUGACAUUAAUGACAAUAAACCACUUUUUGAAACCAACCCUUAUGUAGCCACUGUGAUGGAGGGCAUGCCCGUUGGGACCAGAGUGGUGCAAGUACGAGCGCUUGAUCCAGACUGGGGCUCCAAUGGACAGGUGACGUACAGCAUUGGGGCUAUGUUAACUAAUUCAGAGUUAACAAAGGAAACUCGCUCAUUCACUAGUACAGACAGAAGAGCCUCAUUUGCCAUUGACAGUAAGACAGGUUGGAUCACCACAUUGACCCAAAUGGACCACGAAUUCUGUUCCAGCUACAGUUUUGAAGUUGUAGCCUCAGAUUUGGGAGAAGCGCAGUCACUAUCCUCUACAACUGUUGUAACCAUCACUGUAUCGGACGUCAAUGACAACCCACCUCAGUUUGAGCGGGAGCUGUACCGAGGGGCAGUGAAGGAGAGUGAUCCGCUGGGGGAGGUGGUGGCUGUCCUCAAAACCAGAGAUCGUGACGGAACGGACCAAAACCGAAUGGUCAGCUUCUACAUUACCGGAGGGAACUUGCGAGGUGUGUUUGGUUUGGCUCUGGUUCAGGGCGAGUGGAAAGUGUAUGUUAGUGGGAUUCUGGACCGGGAGCAGCAGGACUGGUACCUGCUCAACAUCACCGCAAGUGACGGACUCUACGUGGCUCGCACCGCUGUGGAAGUUACUGUCAUGGACGCCAAUGACAACAGCCCCAUCUGCAACCAGGCGGUGUACAGUGCAUCUUUUCCCGAGGACACUCCUACUAACAAGGGAAUACUGACAGUGGGAGCAACAGAUGCCGACUCAGGAUCGAGUGCAGAGAUCCAAUAUUCACUGUUUGGUAUUGGUGUGGAGGAUUUCUACAUGGAUGCAAACACAGGCGAGCUCCGUACAGCCACCACAAUGGACCGCGAGGUGACACCCAGCUACCGUCUCAUUGCUCAGGCGACAGAUGGAGGAGGCCUGUUUUGCCGCUCUGACAUUUCCCUGAAGGUGUUGGAUGUGAAUGACAAUGCGCCGUCUUUCUCCUCCUCUCAUUACAUGUCGAGCGUGUACGAGAGUGCUGUGCCCAAAGCUUUGCUCACACGCCUUCAAGCCAGUGACCCGGACGAAGGUUUCAACCGCACAAUUGUUUACUCCUUGUUGGAUACUGUUAAUGGAUUCUUCUCCAUUGACCCUAUUUCUGGAGUGGUCAUUCUCGAGAGGCCUCUAGACAGAGAAAUCCGUGACUCUUACCGUCUCCGAGUUCAAGCAACUGACCAGGCGGGACAACAGGGGGCGCUGUCCUCUCAGGUGGAUUUGACCAUUUUAGUGCUGGACGUGAAUGACAAUGCACCAGUCUUUCAGAGGAGAGAUUAUAUGGUCACAGUUCCCGAAGAUGUUGCCGUGGGGACAGAGGUGAUGCGUGUCCUAGCCACCAGCGCGGACAUCGGGCCAAACGCUGAGAUCACAUAUAGCAUACGGUCCGGCAAUGAGCUGGGCAAGUUCUCCAUAGACAGAAAAUUGGGCUCUAUCACAGUGGCUGAUGACUUGGAUUUUGAGGUGUGUAAGGACUUCUACCUGACAGUGGAGGCCUGGGACAAUGGGAAUCCCCCUCUGAGUACGGCGAUCAUGGUCACCAUUGAACUUAUGGACGUCAAUGACAACACUCCCACUUUCAGCCAGGACAUAUAUAAUGUUCUAGUCAGCGAGGACGCAGCUGUUGGACACACUGUCACCAGGUUAUUGGCCGAGGAUCUGGACAGUCAGGUUAACGGCCGAAUCACCUACUCCAUAAUGAAAGGAGACCGGAGUAACCACUUCUGGAUUGACCCCGUGACAGGCCUGCUCAAAGUCAAUAAGCGCCUUGACAGAGAACUAGUAUCCAGGUACACUCUGUCUGUGCAGGCCUUUGACAGUGGCUCCCCUGCCAUGUCAUCCACUGUCACAAUUAAUAUUGAUAUUGCGGAUGUAAAUGACAAUGCUCCGGUUUUCACGCCUCCCAACUCAACAGCUAUUAUACAGUUAAACCAGCCUGCAGGCUCUGUUCUCCAGAGAUUGUCCAUCACUGAUAAAGACUCCCCCAGGAACGGUCCUCCUUUUGAGUUCCGCAUAGUUUCUGGGAAUGAGGGCAACUUCUUCACAUUAGACCAGAGUGGCACCCUGAGGUCCAGCCGUGUGUUUGGACCUGAUUCACCAAGAGAAUUCACCUUAGAAAUACAGGCAAGUGAUUCUGGUAAGCCUCGCCUCACUACCUCAUCCUGGCUCUUCUUAAGGGUGAUUGGAAACAGCCAGUACAAGCCUGCUGUCUCACCCCUCGAAAUCUUUAUUGUGAUGGUGACUGAUACGUUUCAAGGUGGUCCCAUUGGUCAAAUCUACGCCACCGACCGAGACCCCAAUGAUGUCCUCUCCUUUACUCAGAAAUCUCCCCCCAAAAGCAUGUUCAGCAUAAACAGACAAGAUGGCAGCAUCAUAGCACUACCGGGACUGGAGCCAGGCAGGUACCAGAUGAAUGCCACAGUGAGUGACGGUCGGUUUGCGGUGAUCGCUGAUGUGUCUGUGCUGGUGGAGCAGAUCACAGAUGUAUUGUUACGCAGUGCAUUGACCCUGCGUUUUAGGACUCUCUCCCCGGAGGACUUACUCGGCCGCUACCUGGGCCAGAUAAAACUAAUGUUGCGUGGGAUAGCCGGCUGGAAGUGGUCGCCGGGACAACCAGACCCUCUACACAUCCUGGGUAUACAGCCCGUGAUCGGGACGCCCGAUGUGGAUCUGCUUUGGUCCUUGGAGAGACCAGAAACAGCAGGUAGUGGAUUUUUCUCACAACCGGAAAUGUCCUUAAAGCUGGAGGAAGCGUCUUUAAAGGGGCAGAUCCGGGGAGUGCUUUCCGGCGCUGUGCUUCUGAGCAGUGCAUGUUCUGGAGAUCUGGACUGUAGAGACCAAGUGUGCGAGCCAAGUCUAGUGAUGGAUGGGACAUCUCUGGUGACCUACAGCACAGAGAGGGUCAGCCUGGUGGCACCGAGAUUUGGACGAACCGAGACAUGCACCUGUCCUGGAGGGAUGUGUCGCGCUCCACUAGAGCUCUGUGAAGGCCAGUCCUGUCCUUCAGACAUGCAGUGUGUACGCCCUGGUCCUACAGCGCCCUCUGUCUGCCAGUGUCUGCCUGAAAGACUGGACAAUUGUGCAGGUCAAACCUCCUUGAGUUUUUCUGGAAACAGUUACAUCAAGUACAGGGUAACAGAGAGUGGUCAGAGUGGAGAAAUGAAACUUGGUCUGAGGAUCCGAACCCUUCAGAGACGAGGGGUGAUCAUGUUCACGCGUGUUAAUCCCUGUACAAUGCUUAAGAUUGAGGGGGGUCGUCUGUGGUUUCAGUUGGAUUGUGACAACACUCUAGGCAUUAUGGGUAUUUCUGGGAGGCCCAUAAACGACGGUCUAUGGCAUGCUGUAUCGCUGGAGUUGACCAGGAACUACACGCUCUUGUCUUUAGAUGACAGCUACGUGGAGCGGCGCAGAGCAGCCAGAGCCCCUGUCCGCCUCUGGCCUUUGGCUCCAGACUCCUCCUUCUUCUUUGGGGCCCAAGUAAGAGCCCCAAAUGGUUUAGGAGAAAGGCCGAGUCCUGGACCGAGCAGGGGCCAGGCUGAACUUGGUGAUCGUGUGACAAGGGCUCCACCUAGAGCCCAGGAUGGUUUUCAGGGCUGCCUUGGUUCACUGACGCUGAACGGAAACGAGCUGCCUCUACAGAACAAGAGGAGCAGAUACGCAGAGAUAGCCGGUGUGAGCGAGGUCAAACUGGGAUGUGUGCUGUACCCGGACCCCUGUGUCAGUCAGCCCUGUCUCAACGGCGCCAUCUGCAGCAGCCUGCCCUCUGGAGGCUUCAGGUGCAGUUGCAAUGCAGGCUUCACUGGGGGGCGCUGUGAAGUUGAGCUAACAUCCUGCAUGCCAAACCCGUGCCAGAAUGAUGGUGACUGUAAGCCUAUGGGCAAUGCAUUCUUCUGCUCCUGUCCCAAAGGACUGGGGGGUCUUACAUGUGAUGAAGAUGUUGAUGAAUGUGACGAAGAGGAGUGCAGUGAUAAUGGGGAGUGCAUCAACACAUUUGGGUCGUUUUUCUGUAACUGCACAGAGGGCUUCGAGGGCGAGCUCUGCAGUGAUGAGGCACCUGGAGAGCUGCUAGACGACACACAGGCUGAGCCCCUGUCAUACGUGGGACCAGGAGAGAUCAUUGGCAUCGGGGUGCUUGCUUUUGUCAUCCUCCUUCUCCUCGUUCUUUUCGUCAUAUUUCGCAAAAAAAUCAAAUUUAGGAAAGACUCCGACUCUGGACCAUCUCAGACCAUUUUGGGGGUCUCUGCCAUCUCCACAGAAACGAGCUACAUGCUGCACAAGACUGGGAUGGGUGCAGAGGGCAUUGAGUUUAAAGCAGUGCGGGUGUCUGGCUCUCCAGGGACAAGCACAUAUGGAGAGGUGGGAGGAAGCACAGGUGGUCCUCCUCAGGUCAUGGUGCGCCCCAAUGCCCACUCACCCCUGCCUGGAGCUCUGGGCGGCUCCACACUGAGAGGAGAUAAGACUGCACCAAGUGACGGCAGUCAGAUGAGCAGUUUCCUGUCCGACAUGUCUAACAUCAGCAGAGGGGCAAACAGACGAGGGAUCGCUGUAUGCAGUGUUGCUCCAAACCUGCCACUGUCUUCCCCGCGGCGCCCGGAGCUCAGCCCAGUGCAUAAGGUGUCCUGGGAAGUACCACCUCCCAGACAGGACAGUCCACAGUCUGACCCUCCCAACAGAGACCAGAGAGAAGAGCAGUGGAGCCACAGAGCGUUUGAGAUGGAGCGAACACACAGGGAGACCAGUCCACGGGAGUUAGUGCGAGAAGGAACCUGUCUAUCCGACUCCACCUCAGAGGAACGCUCACUCAGCUCAUACACAUCGGAGUCCUUUGAUGACAAUGCCUCCAUAGUAACUGUCAUACGUCUUGUCAACGAUGCAGUCAACAAUAUCGAAAAUGAAGUGUCAAACAUGGACAAAGAACCGCGGCGGAACAGUCCUGUGCGCCGCCACCAGCCCAGCAAUGAUGAAAUUUGCUUAGAGUUCGUCAAAGAAUACCUAGUGGAUUCUUCACAAUGGGAGUCGUCCAGUCAGUCUGCAAGUUGGUUAUCACCCUCACGCCUGCGCCCGCCUGAAAUGGGGUCCCACUAUGACCCAGAUGACACCCAACAGACUAUCAGGAGGGGGGGCAGCACAAGGUCCCUACAACUUGAUUAUAGAGUCAUGAGUUUUGGGAGCAACGGAGAUAGAGGAAGAGCAAGAGGAAGUGGUAAGAGGCUGUUCCAGUGGGAGAGGAACCAGUCGGGUGAAUGGGAGCGGAGACGAGUUCUCGAACAUGAGACAAAAAACAAGGAGCAUGACAGAGACAUGUGCAAUGACUCUCCUGUAUAUGAAGAAUACAGAGAAACCAAACCAGGAGACCAAGACACAGAGGGCCUGUACGACACUCUACCCCCGACCCGUCCAGCCUACGAGGGGUACCCAUCCAGCCCGCCAGGCCUCAACCUCCAUCCCGCCCAGCUCUUGCCCCCCCUGAGGGCUUGGGAGCUACAGACUGGGGAGUGGAGGCGGAGCUCAGAGGAGGAACAGGUGGAGGUGACUGCUGCCACACUGUCCGGACCAGGGGACGAACUAGAAAGGCUUUUGAACCUGGUGUCGCUACGAGCCAGGAGGGCCACCCGGAUAAACCGCACCUCUACGGGAUCAGAGCCAACCAGUGGAUGGGACUCCUACCACUGA
Boleophthalmus pectinirostris (great blue-spotted mudskipper) is the source of this 14181-nucleotide messenger RNA. Its product is annotated as protocadherin Fat 3. Gene Ontology annotation, cellular component: cell-cell junction; plasma membrane. The record is from RefSeq and is a predicted model, not a curated record. Gene Ontology annotation, molecular function: calcium ion binding. Gene Ontology annotation, biological process: homophilic cell-cell adhesion. NCBI's taxonomy places the organism in Eukaryota, Metazoa, Chordata, Actinopteri, Gobiiformes, Gobiidae.